Sinocyclocheilus anshuiensis is the source of this 1302-nucleotide messenger RNA. Its product is annotated as potassium channel subfamily K member 13-like. Gene Ontology annotation, cellular component: plasma membrane. The coding region runs from base 4 to 1278 and encodes 424 amino acids. Gene Ontology annotation, molecular function: potassium ion leak channel activity; outward rectifier potassium channel activity. NCBI's taxonomy places the organism in Eukaryota, Metazoa, Chordata, Actinopteri, Cypriniformes, Cyprinidae. The transcript has 4 exons. Gene Ontology annotation, biological process: stabilization of membrane potential; potassium ion transmembrane transport. The record is from RefSeq and is a predicted model, not a curated record.
UUCAUGUCAUUUCCUGCUAGUGAUCAAGUCAUGCCACGUAGAAGAGAUGUCAGCAGCAGCUGUUGCCUCCCACUUCACCUGAAUGAAGACAAUGCCCGUUUUGGCUUGUUGGCGGCCCUCAUCCUCCUCUACCUGCUGUGUGGGGCGGUGGUGUUCUCUGCACUCGAGCAUCCCUCUGAGCUGCAGGCUCACCGGCACUGGGACCAACAGCUGGCCAACUUCACCGAGCAAAACAGUAUAAACCUGAAAUCCCUACAUGUCCUGCUAAAGCAAUAUGAGGAGGCCUUUGCGGCUGGGAUCCGUGUGGACAAACUUAGGCCCCGCUGGGAUUUCUCAGGGGCCUUCUACUUUGUUGCUACAGUGGUCUCCACAAUUGGCUUUGGCAUGACCACUCCUGUCACCGUUGCAGGUAAGAUCUUUUUGAUAUUCUACGGACUCCUUGGCUGCGCAGCAACAAUCCUCUUCUUCAACCUUUUCCUGGAGCGCAUCAUCACGAUGUUGGCCUACAUCAUGCGCUGGUGUCACGAGCGCCAACUGCGCCGCUCCGGCGUGGGAGGAGAGGAGGCCAGGAGCGAGGACGACAGUCUGGAGGGCUGGAAACCAUCGGUCUACUACGUAAUGCUCAUUCUGGGCAUCGCCGCCCUGCUGAUCGCAUGCAGUGCGUCUGCGUUGUACUCUGCCAUGGAGGACUGGGACUACUUUGAGUCCUUGUACUUCUGCUUUGUGGCCUUCAGCACCAUUGGCUUCGGGGAUGUGGUGAGCAGCCAACGGGAGAGCUAUAAAGCUCAAGAAGCCUACCGUCUCGGCAACUGCCUCUUCAUCCUCAUGGGUGUGUGUUGCAUUUACUCCCUGUUCAAUGUCAUUUCCAUCAUUAUCAAGCAGACGCUCAACUGGAUCCUCGGCAAACUGGACUGCAGCAAGGCUCAGUCAGGCCUGUUGGCUCAAAAGCGCAACGCCGUGCACCCUGCCCCGGCUAACGAAGCACCAGGAAAGCGCUUCACUAAUGCAUCAGUGGAAACAGUUUGUGAUAGUGAGACUGAUGCUGGCUUAGGACCAGAUGGAGGUUAUCUGACAGGGCGCAGACUGUCUGGAGAAAUGAUCUCAGUCAAUGACUUUAUGGCCAACAAGGUUUCUCUGGCCAUUCUACAGAAGCAACUCUCAGAGACCGCUCACGGUAAUCCAAGACAGAGCCACGUUCGCCAGAAUGGCUUCUCCGGUGGUGUGGGCGCCUUUGCUAUCAUGAAUAACCGCCUUCAGGAGACAAGUGUCGACAGGUAGCUUGAUUAUACAAAGAUGGCAUUG